AUGGGCGACAGACCUUUGCCUUCGUCUUUUGACUCUGACCCCGAGUUCUUUGAGGAGAAUCCCUGGACCAAGCUUCGACGGCGAUUAGUGGAAGAGCCUCUAAUUCCACUAGGAUGUGCUGCUACAAGUUACGCGCUUUGGCGAGCGUACCGGUCUAUGAAGGCCGGUGAUUCUGAACAGCUCAAUCGUAUGUUCCGCUAUCGUAUCUACGCACAGGCAUUUACCCUUGUUGCUGUUGUUGCUGGAGGUAUUUACUACAAGGCGGAGCGGGCGCAAAGGAAGGAACUGGAGCGGGCAAUGGAAGAGAAGAAGAACCAGGCCAAACGCGAUGCGUGGCUGAGAGAGCUUGAAAUCCGAGACCAGGAAGAUAGAGAUUGGAGAGAACGGCAUGCAGCUGUCGGAAAGGCAGCCAAGGAUGCUGGUAAGAAGUCUAAAGACGUCAACUUAGACGGACCGAAGGGAUUUGGGGCGGACUCGAACGAAGAACCAAGGCCAUCCGCUGGUGUGCUUGAUGCUGUCAAAAAUCUAGUAAAGAGAGAGAAAUGA
Molecule: messenger RNA, 546 nt
Organism: Ophidiomyces ophidiicola
Lineage: Eukaryota; Fungi; Ascomycota; Eurotiomycetes; Onygenales; Onygenaceae
Gene: RCF1
Product: Respiratory supercomplex factor 1, mitochondrial
Exons: 3
Coding region: 1-546 (181 amino acids)
Biological process (GO): mitochondrial respirasome assembly
Cellular component (GO): mitochondrion
Source: RefSeq, a predicted model, not a curated record